CAUGCUCAUUUUUCCACAUGGGCAGUUCACAUGUGAAUAGGGUGUGGGGAAAAGAAAGGGGGUAUCUGUGUUAAGUGUAGUUUUUGUAUGUCUGUGUGUAGUAAUGGUGUAAGUUUGGGUUGAUAGGUGCAGACAGCAAGCCAAUUUUAAGCUGUUACCUAAUUCCCUGCUGGCAAAAAAAACCCAACCCCGCGGAAUGUGGGCAAUUCUUGAUCCAGCCUUUGGGCUAAAGAAAGGCCAAAGUGUGUAUGUGCAUGCGUCACUGGGGCAUAUUUUAAAGGCGUAACAGUCUACAUUUCCUCUAUUUACUUUGCUGCAUAUUUUGUGAUUUUAAAUCUUUGCUGAGGUUCUCUCACCAAAGAGUACUUGCCCAAACCUGGAUCUUGGCAUCCAGGGAAUUCUCCUUCCUCUAUACCUAUUUACUUUUCCUUGCACCAACAAAACCAAAAUUUAUCAAUAAUUACAUAUUGCAUAUGUUCCUUGCAAUAUCUCCCUUUCAGGCAGGUUGUUUUGUCCUCAUCUGGAUUUGAAUGAACAACACAUCUUGCAUGGGUUGAAUUAGCAAUCAAAAUGGAUGCUCCACGAAGGAUGUGCAUAGGAAAUUGUAGUUAUGGAGAUGUCUACAAGCAUGGUUUCUUCAUCAAAUCCCCACCUCCUCAUCUUUUCUCCAACCAGAACUCCUGGAAAAGGAGACACUUUAUCCUUUCCAAGUCUGGCAAGAAUGAGUAUGUCUUGAGGUAUCUUAAAGGUGCCCACUUAAAGGGUUAUAUUGAAAUCAAUGAGACUUCAGAAAUAGAGAUUGGCAUAGGUGACCCUGAGAAAAUGACUGUUGUGAAGAAGAUGUUUAAAUGCAAGCCUGCAGAAGUGAUGACCAUCAGAACAGAGAAUAGGGUUUUCUAUCUUAUUGGAUCAGACAGCAAGGACGUUGAGGACUGGGCCACCUUCCUGUUUUCAACCAGCAGAGAAACAAAGAAACCAGAAAUGAGAGGUCGGUCAAAAUCUUCACCAGCUUGUCUUGAUGAACUAGCUGCUGACAUCAUCAAGAAGGAACUGUGUCCUGGCAAUGAAUAUGAGGAUAUAGGAACAUCUAUCUCCAAGAAGAGGCCCUCUUCAGAGCCUAUUACUCAAGAGUCCUCCCAAGAAGCCUCCCAAGAAGCCCCUGUUUAUGAGUCACUGACAGUACUGCAGAUACAACACCUGACAAAUCGUCAACAGUCAGAGGAAAAAUCCGAAAUGGAGGAAUACUAUGCUUGUCCAAAAAGUAUUCUAGCUGUGCUGAAUGAUACACAGGAUAAAUUCAGCACCACAGAAGAGACUACUAACCCAGAUAAGGAAAAGGUUGAUGAACCCGAAGAAUACAUGUCCAUGGGAUGCAUAGUUUCAGGGGUAGCGGAGGUAAAAAUUGAACCUACAAACAAUGAAUUGAUGACCCUUCCCGAAGGCCAGGAAGAUAGCAUGAAUCUGCAGGUGAUAGAGAACAAGCCAUUGAAACCAACACCACUACCAAGGACCUGGAAACCAGAAAAAACACCAAAACUAUCAGUUCUGUCUGUGGUUCAGUUGUCCAUUAUUCUCAGUAAAGUCAGAGAUGACUGCAAAUUGGAAGAGGUGGAUAUUCUCCUUCCCCGGAGUGAUUUCACCAACUGCCUGACACUUGUCAAAGCCGCUGGACGUAUAUGUGUCUCCCAGUGGAAAGACCUGCAUCGCUUGGGAUGCAUAUUUCAUCAAGGGGAUUAUAUAGUGGCUGUGAAUGACCUGCAUGCAAAGAGCAUAGAUGAAAUGUCUUUGUUCAUAACUAGAUCCACAAGAAAGGAGGUGAAACUGACUGUAUGUAGGCUUCCAGAUUCAAAAAUUUUACAUGCUCAAGGAUGCAAAUGUUCCUAAUGGAGAAAAAUAAUCUUCAUUGGCCAAGAUCUUAGGUCAAGAAGACUUGAAAACAGUGCCCUCCCCCUCAAAAAAAAACCACCGUGAAGACACCAAAACUUUGUGUCAUAAAAAAGUAGCAUGGUGGUGGUCUCUCCUUUUGUAGCACUCAGUGAACUACACCAGACCGGGACAGGACUAUUCCCCUGCAAAUUUUGAAACACAGUGGUAUUCAGAAGAAAUGGUAUUUCACUGCUGUGAAUAUCCAUACAUGUAUUUAAAACCGUUUCAGAGUUCGUGUGCUGCUCCAAGAACAAAGAUGCUGCCAUCUUUCAUCUGUAUCUUCCCACUGUGGUAUCAGAUAUUUGUCUUUCUUUUUUCAUUUCAUUUUUCUUUGUUUUUCUAUUCUAUCAUAUCAUCAACACAUGUUGCAUUACAGUCCAACAUAAGAUAAUAAGAAAGGAAUAGCAUAAAUAUAAGACAUAUGUAAGUGAAUAAUAAUAGUAACAUAACUUAUUCCUCCAUCUUAUUUAACUCUUAUACAUCUUAACUUUUACUCCCCUUCCACUCUUUCCAUGGUUUCCUAUUUGCUAUCAUUUUAACUGUGUUUUCUUAUUCUACUAAGUUAUUUUCUUACAUUCUCACAUGUUGUACCAUCUACUGCUGAGUGUUUUUUAUCAGUCUGUUACGAUUAUUUUCAUGUUGUAAUAUUUUUUCCACAUAAUCUAUAUAUAAUGUCCAGUCUUCUUUUAGACUCUUUAUUUCUUAAUCUAGUUGUCAUGCUGGCUAAUUCUAUAUAUUCUAAUAUUUUAAGAUGCCAUUAUUCUCUUGAUGGUACAGCAUCUGUUCUCCACUUUUGUGCCACCAGAAUUCUGGCAGCUGUCUUUCAAAACGAAAGCAAAACAUACUUUAAAGCCAAGUCAAACCCCAUCCUGGAGGUUAGCUUGACUUGGAGCCGGUGGGAAACCUUAGCUUUUUAAAAUACCUAUUUACCGUGUUUCUCCUAAAAUAAGACGGUCCUCAAAAAUAAGCCAUGUCAGGCUUUUCAUUAGUAGAGUAAAUAUAAGACAUCCCCCGAAAAUAAGCCGGGGGUGGGAGCCGCUUCGGGGAGCGCAGCGCAGCGCGAAGAGCCUGGUGAGAGGCAGCUGCAGCUGAAGCCCAGGAUCUGCGUGGGCGACUGGGGGCGAACGCCCUGAGCGCUGCGGCGGUGGCGAAGAGGUGCCCGAUUUAUUCCUCUUAAAUAAACUUCAAAUAAGCGUGCAACUAAUUUUCAUUUCGAAAUUCCCCAUGGCACUGAGAGAGCGGGUGUGUGUACAUUAAAAAACCCCACAAAAAACCUGGGCUGCCCUCCCAUUUGUGGAUGGAACUCCAUUGUCCCCAAAGCAACCCCCGCUUGGCCUGCGCUUUCUUCGCCUCGGGCCGGCGCGGCAGAUGCCGCUUUGACGUCCUUUCUCCCGCAUGCGCGCCCAAGCCCCGCCCCCGGGCGCACGCGACGGAGCUCCGGCAAUAGCCGGGUAUUUAAGCGGCAGGGAGCGGAAAUCCCUCCUCCUCCCCUUGGCGCCGUUCUAGCCCCUCUGCCAGCGAGCUUCCGGCUUCGCAGGUUCCUCGGGUCCUCGGUGUUGGGGGACGAGGCGGAUGGCGGAGCAGGUAAACCGCUUCCCGCCUCGCUCUCCUCACGCGCUCAGCUGAGCAACAGUCACGCAUCGGGACAAAAGGCUCCGGUAGUCUCGCCCCCCCCCCCGUAUCUUGGUGCCGUCCCUUCCCGGUCCUCGCUUGUCAGGGACCUUCUCGGCUCCUCGGGUGGCGGGUAGCAUCU
This is a messenger RNA of Zootoca vivipara (common lizard), 3679 nucleotides long. The record is from RefSeq and is a predicted model, not a curated record. Lineage: Eukaryota; Metazoa; Chordata; Lepidosauria; Squamata; Lacertidae.